This is a messenger RNA of Candoia aspera, 6887 nucleotides long. RefSeq names its product nuclear receptor subfamily 2 group C member 2 (gene NR2C2). Gene Ontology annotation, biological process: cell differentiation; positive regulation of transcription by RNA polymerase II; positive regulation of embryonic development. Gene Ontology annotation, molecular function: RNA polymerase II cis-regulatory region sequence-specific DNA binding; zinc ion binding; nuclear receptor activity. The transcript is spliced from 14 exons. NCBI's taxonomy places the organism in Eukaryota, Metazoa, Chordata, Lepidosauria, Squamata, Candoiidae. The record is from RefSeq and is a predicted model, not a curated record. Bases 330 to 2120 code for a protein of 596 amino acids.
AAGCAGCGCAACGCUCCCAGGCAGCAACAGCGGCGAGAACAGCGCCUUCAGGGGUCACGAACUCUGACCUUUCGCCAAAAGGCACCAGCCGCCUCCCCCCCCGAACAAUUAACUACCACUCCUCCUCCCCCCGUUCCUACGCGGAAGGCUCGUUAACCCCUUUGGUGCUCCUAUCUCCGCCUUCCGCUAUCCCUCCUUGGCGGAAGGCGGGGGGGGGGGCUCACGAACCAGGCCCGGCCGAACCGUUACGAGGCAGCCACGGCCGAGCUCGCUUGGCACCAAAUCCUGAGGUCCAAACUGUCCAGUCAACCUUAUCUGAAACUCCAGUGAUGACCAGCCCUUCCCAGCGCAUCCAGAUAAUCUCCACAGAUUCCACUGUAUCAUCACCACAGCGGAUUCAGAUUGUCACAGAUCAGCAAACAGGGCAGAAAAUACAAAUAGUGACAGCAGUGGAUUCAUCGGUAUCCCCAAAGCAACAAUUUAUACUUGCUAGUCCAGAUGGAACAGGAACAGGGAAAGUGAUAUUAGCUGCACCUGAGGCUUCUAAUACCAAGCAACUUAUUUUUACCACCACAGAUAAUAUUGUGCCAGGCAGAAUACAGAUUGUUACUGACUCUGCCUCUGUGGAACGUUUGUUGGCUAAAACCGAUGUCCAGCGGCCGCAGGUAGUAGAGUACUGUGUUGUCUGUGGAGACAAAGCAUCAGGUCGUCAUUAUGGUGCUGUCAGUUGUGAAGGAUGCAAAGGCUUUUUUAAAAGAAGUGUGAGGAAAAAUCUAACAUACAGUUGCCGUAGCAACCAGGAUUGUAUCAUCAAUAAACACCAUCGGAAUCGUUGCCAGUUUUGUCGGCUCAAAAAAUGUCUUGAGAUGGGAAUGAAAAUGGAAUCUGUACAGAGUGAAAGGAAGCCUUUUGAUGUGCAGCGUGAGAAACCAACCAACUGUGCUGCUUCAACAGAAAAAAUAUAUAUCAGAAAGGACUUAAGAAGUCCUCUGAUAGCAACCCCAACAUUUGUUGCAGAUAAAGAUGGGGCUAGAUCAGCUAAUCUUCUUGAUUCAGGGAUGCUUGUAAAUAUUCAGCAGCCUUUAAUACGGGAUGAUGGUACAGUGCUACUUGCUACAGAUUCCAAGGCUGAGACAAGCCAAGGUGCUUUGGGAACACUAGCAAAUGUUGUAACAUCACUUGCCAGCCUUAACGAAUCACUUAAUAAUGGAGACACUUCAGAAAUUCAGCAAGAAGACCAAUCUGCAAGUGAGAUUACUCGGGCAUUUGAUACUUUGGCUAAAGCACUUAAUACUACAGAUGGUGCAGCAGCACAGAAUCUGGCAGAUGGGAUGGAUCCUGCGGGGGGUGGGAAUAUACAUGUAAUCAGUAGAGAUCAGUCUACUCCAAUCAUUGAAGUCGAAGGACCUCUCCUUACAGAUACUCAUGUGACAUUUAAGUUAACUAUGCCUAGCCCAAUGCCAGAGUACCUGAAUGUGCAUUACAUUUGUGAAUCUGCAUCACGAUUACUUUUUCUUUCCAUGCAUUGGGCCAGAUCCAUUCCUGCUUUUCAAGCUCUAGGGCAAGACUGUAAUACAAGCCUUGUACGUGCCUGUUGGAAUGAGCUCUUUACCUUAGGCCUAGCACAGUGUGCACAGGUGAUGAGCUUGUCAACUAUCUUAGCAGCAAUUGUCAACCAUUUGCAAAAUAGCAUACAGGAAGAUAAACUUUCUGGAGAUCGAAUAAAACAAGUGAUGGAGCACAUCUGGAAACUCCAGGAGUUUUGUAACAGUAUGGCUAAACUUGAUAUUGAUGGAUAUGAAUAUGCUUAUCUUAAAGCUGUAGUCCUCUUUAGUCCUGAUCACCCUGGUCUGACAAGUUCCAGCCAAAUCGAAAAAUUCCAGGAGAAAGCUCAAAUGGAGUUACAAGACUACAUUCAGAAAACCUAUCCAGAAGAUACUUACAGACUAGCUCGAGUUCUAGUUCGCCUGCCAGCUCUUAGACUGAUGAGCUCCAGCAUUACAGAAGAACUCUUUUUUACUGGCCUCAUUGGAAAUGUUCCAAUUGACAGCAUCAUCCCCUACAUCCUGAAAAUGGAAACAGCAGAGUACAAUGGUCAAAUAACAGGAUCAUCCUCUUAGAAGGAAUCUGCUCGUCUUGGUGGACCUGAGUGCUAAUUUAUUGAUUCAUUUGGAUAAUGUGUACAAAUACUUUCAACACUUUUCAUUUUCUUGUUAAACAUUCUUUUAUUCAAAGACAAGGAAAAAAAUUCUAAAAUACUUUUUCCAGGACAUGUUUCUGCCAGAGCAAACAUUUGAAUUUCUUUUCCUGAAAAGACUACAGUGAAUUGAUAAAUAUGUCUUUAAUACGGUUUUUAUGUCAGCAUUAUCAGUGAGUACAAUAUAGCUUCUCUUAUGACAGAAUACAAAUUAGAAAGAACUAUAUUUGGAACUUUAGCUUGGAUCCAAAAAGCUGCAAGACUUCCCCUGCAAUGGGACUGUCCUCCCCACCCCACCCACAUUGCAGCCCUUGUUCUCUUUGCCUCCCCCAAAAGCCACUUCAGAACAGCAUGAAGUGUAGCACACUAGCUUGUGGGAGAAGACAAUUGCUUACAAGGUUCCUUUGAGCAAGCAGAGGGCUUUUCAUUUACUGAGAAUGUGCUUUGAAUCCAGUCCAUAUUGUGUAUAUACAUACAUGCUCACACACACAUGCGUAUAGAUUAAAAUUGGCAUCUAAAUUAGUAGGAUGUAGGAACAGUCAACACUUUCAAAGAAUGUUUUAUGAAAGCUAAGACAUCAUCUUCAUAAUCCUGCUUCUGUGAGUAGGGUAAAUGAAUCACAGCAUUUUAAUUACAGAUGUAUGCUAAUGAUUUCUAUGAAAACUUAGAGCCAUGGCAGACAAUCAUUUUUGCUACAAAAUUUUUAAUUGCACAUGUUUAUUAAUAACACGAUUCUUUUAAGGAUAUUUCUAUACUCUUUGAAUUAAAUUCUGCUAAAUGAAUAAAAGUGUUUAUAGUGUAGGUGAAGCAAAAUGUUUAUGGCUCAGUUGUAAACUUGAUGUUAUAGAAGUUAUUUACACUGGAAAAUAGCAUACUAACUUCUUGUAGUGAGGCACCAUUGAGAAUUUUAAGAGGUUUUGUGCUGUUUGCCAAACGCUGUGCUACAAUAGCUUAAAAAAAACCUGUGACACAUCCAUCACUUUAAGUAAUAGCCAUAUGCCUUUUAUGGAUAGAUCAACUUCAGAAACAAAUUUCAGACUCAUUCCUUCUGAGGCCUAGCAAGACUGUCUUUGGCACAGUUCUGAGAUCACUGAAUUAGCGAGGAAUCUAUUGAUUAUUGAGAUUUGGCUUCUUUCUGGGAGCACUCCAGUAACAAAGUGCUUCAACAUUCCCCAGUGAUCUGCCAAAACAAUAUUAGAAAGACAGGAUGAAAACAAGAAGGAGCUGUAGUAGCAGCAGCAGUGAAAGGGAAUAUAGUUAGACUAGCUUAGUCUAGCUUUUGGGCUGUUUUAAAUUCAGUAAGUGUUUGGUGAUGUGGCAAAGGGGUUAGAUUACAACAGAACUUAUUUCUGCCUAGCCUGAUCACCACAGUGUGGUAUGAUAUCAAAGCCGGGAAACUGGCAGACUCUGGAACCGUAAAGUUGUAUCCUAAGGAUUCAGAUUCUGAUUCCUUAAUUUUCUCAGCCUGCAACCCAAUAUAUGUUCUGAAACACGUGCCAUCAUUUCUAUAGAAAUUUUGAUUGCAGUACAGGAAAAAAGAAUAGCCAUGUUUUUAUUCACAUUAUAUCCAUUUUCCCAUGAUUGCAUAUGUCUUACCUGAUUAUCCUAUACCAUCCAAACACAAAUCAUAAUGACACAGCAGACUUUAGUGGUUUUCACACAUUUCCAUGCAGAUAUGACUUUGUUUUUAUAUACAUCUUACUUCUAUAGAGGAAAGGUACCAUGCAUGAAGGGGGUCUCUGGAAUCAUUCAGAAUCUGAUAAUCCACCUGGAGUCAUAGUACUAAAAUGCCGUGUACUGAGAUUGUCAAAAUACUAAGGCUUUCCAAUUCUGCUUGUAUCCAGUACUGCCUUUAGAUUUAAUACUAUAUUGUGCAGUACUUCUAUAUUUUAAAUCACAGUUGUAAUUUAUUUCAUACAUGUAUCGCUUUUUUCAAAUUGGCUUUUAUAUGAAAACAUAUUUCAACAAAUGUGUAAUUUAUACUCUUUGUUGGGUAUAUGGAUAGUUUCAGUGAGCAUUUUAGUAGAUGCAUUUUAUAAUAAGAAUUUUAUAGAAUUUAAUAGGUGCAAGUACUAAUUAAGAAUAAUAGAGGUUAGUAUAACCUCAUAGUUGAACAGAGCAUUACAUAAGAUAUGUAGUCUUUUGGGUCGCUCCUCAGUUACUGAGCUUGGUGGUGCUUACUUCCAGUGAGUGUUUAUACUGCAAUUCACUCAGCAAAUUCCCAGGUAUACUCAAAUCUUCUAUAUUUGUCAUCCUUGCAUCAACAUUCAAUUUAAUUCACAAGACACUGUUGCAAGGAAGCUGAAAUAGUAUAUUCCCUGAUUUUGCUUCAGCAGGAGUUCAGCUCCUGUUUAAGCAUAACACACUUUGCACUGGAAAUACACUUGAUAGGACUAUGACUAUAGAUGCACUGUAAAGUAUUGGAAAACUAGCUGUGUGUGUCAUAUAAUAUAUGAAGUACUCUAGUUAUACAGUAGCAACAUCAGUUGGAAAUAGAAUUGAGUCUGUCCUGGUAAGAUCAUAAAACUUAAAACUAGUUACAGGCCAAAUUUAUAAAGUUAAAAAAUUGGAUGAGGAAAUAUAAAACAACUGUAAUUAUGCUUUAGCUAAAUUUUGUUGAAAUCUGCACAGAUUAUGCACACUGUUUUUAUUGUGAUAAUUUAUAACUCUAAUUCAUAUUAAUGGAUUUUGUUUUGCAUACUACCAUGAUUAGUAUGAUGGAAUAUAUAUUUUUUAAAAUUAUUAGAGUGUGUAUAAUAUUUAAUUAUGCACAUCUAAUAAAAACAUAUGCAAUUUGAAUAAUAUAAAAAGUACAGUUUUGAAAACAAUUCAGUGCAAGAUGAAAUAGCUUGCUGAAUUCUGUACCAGAUUAGAUCCUUCACAAACCAUUAAUCAUAUGUUAAUUUCAUUCUCUUGGAUUAAGUUGAACCAAACUAGUUUACAUCAUUUGGUUUAGUUAUCUAGGGUUUGGAUCAAGCCAAAAUACAUUUUUAAGUAGCACUAUUUUAAUGGCACUGAGUUACAGUGUUUCAGUUAUUUUGCAUUCAUUGUUUAUUUACUUCCUAUCUCACCUAGCUGGCAUAUUAUUAUAAAAAUGUUUUCGUAGUUGUUCAUUGUCACAUUAGAGAUAGAUGAUGGAUCUCACAACUAGGAAUGGUUUUUACAUUUAUGUUUUUCGUUAUGGCCAAGAGAAUAAGUGUUCUUUUAGUUUUAAGUUUCUGGGAAGAGAUUGUAUAAUGAACUCUUUCAACAAUUUUAAACUAUUAUUUUUUAUAAGAGCACUUGUUCUUAAGAGGAAAGUUUUCAUAGCAUCUAGAGUUUGGUACCUCCAUUUGAAUUUUCAAGGAAGGAAAUGCUGCAUCAAAGUGCAUCAGAAAAAUGGGAUGAUAUAUAAGCCAUCCUUCACUGUUAUCUGCACAUCCUGCUGGAAUAUGUUUUCUGAACAUACUUUUCUUUUAAAAAGUUUAAUGAUUACCUUUGCUUAUGUGCACACUGAAAAACUCUCAACGUUGUUUGGAAGAGUUUUGCUUUUGUUUUUCAGAAGUAGCUGCUCCCACUAUACUACAAAAAACAUCUUUGAUUUGGGUACAUCUAGAAAGCAACUUAUGACUCUGCACUGGGAAACUCCCAUUCAGGCAUAGAAAAUAAAAAAAUAGUCCUUUGCUUCUCUAUAUUGGAAUCCGUUAGGUUCUAUCCAGUAUCACAUAAUAGGACUUAGUCUGCUUUUCCUCUAUUUGCAUUUUUCCAAAUCAUCUCUGGAGUUCUGCUAACCUCCUAGAACAGAUUUGCGGAGCUGCUUUGAGUAGAAUGAAUGCUAUGCAUUCCACUGGCAGACGAAUUUGCUUUGCUCAGUGGGUAAUCGUCAGAGAAGCCGUGUGCCUGAUACCAAUGAAAGCAGUGGAGGUUUUCACAGUUGGUGUCGUGUAAUCCUGAUGCUUUGUAAUUUGAGCCUAAAUUAUUAAAGGAUGCUUUAUCAUUAAGUCAUAGCACUUUUAAAAAUUAUCAGUAAGUGGAAAUUGUAACGUAAUACCUAUUUCUCUGAAGAUGGACAUUUGGGAUGAUUACUGUUACCAAGCACACUUACUUGAAAGCAAGUUCUCUCGACCGGUAGGAUUUAAAAAUGCAUGUAAAGAUUGAAGGCAUCUGUGUUUAAAAGACUUCCUGAAUGGACUGUCUGUUGAUAAAUUGGACUCACGAAUUUUAAUUUAUUUCAAUGGGACUUGGACAUGCAUGACAAUAAGACCAAAGUCUCCCUGCUAUGGGAGAACCUGUAUGGCAACUACAAACCAUUAAAUAGUACAAUUUCCCUGAGUAUGUAUCUUGUACUGAAUUAGAUAAAAGUUAAUGUUGCCAUUUUAAGUAUGUGUCCAUAGGUGUUACUGGUUUUUCCCCCAAAAAAUAAUUAAAUAUUUCAUUUAGAGUUCAGUCCAAAUAUGCUAUACAACAGGAAAAGAGUUUUUAAAAAUCUUAGGACUUGACCAAGCUCUUAAGCAUAAUUAAAACAGUGCUUUGGAUGCUGGCCAUAUUUAUUGGUUUGUAUGUUUAUGUGUUAGUAUCUAACUUUGUCUAGUGCAUUAUGUACAGUGUAAUAUAAAAUGUGUAUGUAUGUAUAUAAUAUUAUGUACAGUCAUACUCAUAUAUACCAGAUUUCUAUAUGUUAAAGAAGAUUUAUAAAUGCAUUGCAAAGCUU